Saxophila tyrrhenica is the source of this 1260-nucleotide messenger RNA. RefSeq lists its product as uncharacterized. The coding region runs from base 1 to 1260 and encodes 419 amino acids. The transcript has 2 exons. NCBI's taxonomy places the organism in Eukaryota, Fungi, Ascomycota, Dothideomycetes, Mycosphaerellales, Extremaceae. The record is from RefSeq and is a predicted model, not a curated record. Gene Ontology annotation, biological process: phospholipid biosynthetic process. Gene Ontology annotation, cellular component: membrane. Gene Ontology annotation, molecular function: phosphotransferase activity, for other substituted phosphate groups.
AUGGCCGCUUCUAAAAAUGCAUUGAAGCACUUCAAGACCUACAAAUACUCCUCAGUCGACAAAUCUCCAAUAUCAAAAUACAUCCUCAGACACUACGUACAACCUCCCCCAUCCCAAGCCCUCACCACCCAAACUAACAUCCCCCAGUGGAACGCCUGCGUCGAGUUCCUCCCACUAUGGCUCGCCCCCAACAUGGUUACCCUCCUAGGCUUCUUCUUCAUCAUCGGCAACGUCGCCCUUCUAGCCGUCGUUGACCCGGAUCUUUUGGGACCGAAGCAGCAAUGGGUUUACUACAGCUACGCUUUUGGGGUAUGGGCUUACUCGACUAUGGAUAAUAUCGACGGCAAGCAGGCGCGCCGAACAGGGACUUCAUCCGGUCUAGGGGAGCUUUUUGACCACGGCAUUGACUCGCUGAACUGCACCCUAGCUUCUCUGCUCGAAACGAGCGCAAUGGGGCUGGGAGCAACGAAAUUGGGCGCCUUCACAGCCCUAGUCCCAACACUACCAAUGUUCUUCUCAACCUGGGAGACCUACCACACCCACACCCUCUACCUAGGCUACUUCAACGGACCAACCGAAGGCCUCAUCCUCGCCAGCGCCAUCAUGAUCACCUCCGGCCUCUACAGCCCGCAAAUCUGGCGCGAACCGCUGUCCAACAUCAUCGGGCUGGAAGAAAUCCUAGGCAAAAUGACAGCAGAAGACGCCUGGCUCCCUAUCCUCCUCGCGGGGUUCUUCGUCGCCCAUUUGCCAUCGUGUGUCUACAACGUCGCGCAGGCGCGGAAAGCGAACAACCUCCCCUUGGCUCCCACGUUUCUGGGUUGGAUCCCGAUGAUUUCGUUCACGACCUCCUUACUCGCAUGGCUGGGGUCCCCGUACUCGCAUUUACUGUUCGACAAUCACCUGGCUCUGCUAUGCCUCACGCUGUCCUUUGUGUUCGGGCGGAUGACGACGAAGAUUAUCCUCGCGCACUUAACGCGGCAGCCGUUCCCGUACUGGACAGGCCUUCUGCUGCCGCUGAUGGGUGGAGCGGUGCUGGUUAAUUUGCCGGUGUUUGGUUUCGAGCCAGUGUCGGCGGAAGUCGAGCACUACUAUCUCUGGGCGUACUUUGCGAUCUCUGUGGUCGUAUACUUCCGGUGGGCGUACCUGGUCAUCAACGCCAUUUGUGGCUAUCUUAACAUCCAGUGCCUCACGAUCCCAGAGGAGAAGUGGAAGAAGCUGGAAGAGGAGAGCAGACGGGAAGCAGAAAAGAAGAAAAGUUGA